This is a messenger RNA of Clonostachys byssicola, 249 nucleotides long. The record is from the annotation of a GenBank genome assembly. NCBI's taxonomy places the organism in Eukaryota, Fungi, Ascomycota, Sordariomycetes, Hypocreales, Bionectriaceae.
AUGGCCUCGUUUUGGGCCUUUACCUUUGGCGCAGAGCAAGACUAUUCGAUCGUCCUGCGGAUGUUUCAAUUCAUUAGCACUUAUCUGAAUGGCUUCGGCUCCUUCCUUAAGAAGCAGCCGAGCAAUCUCUGGGCGGUUAAAUCUUAUCGCAGCUUGGAGAGCUGUGCCGAAAUGACGACCAGCCUCUUGAUUGACAUGAGCUCCAUUUUCGAUAAGAAACUGAACAACAUCGCAAUGGUCACCCGUUGA